AGCAGAUGUAAUGUGUAGAUAUUUGGACUGUGGCUCUGCUGUUUCAACAAGAAGCAGAGAAGAGUCACGCAGAUCUGUAUGGAGCAUCAGCUCUGACUGUCUUCAGUCUGGAUCUGCACUGAGGGACUGUGCAUCAUCAGGUUCCUCUUCCUCCAUCUUGGAGCUCACCUGCUCAGACCUGCUGCUUCAGCCAAUCAUCUCUGUGUCUCCUACCAUGGACGGGGUCUCCGGGGCCCAGCAGCAGGGGUUUCAGGUUCUCCAGGGCUCCAGCUUCACCAUCAGCUGCUCCGUCCAGCCUCAGUACCCAGGAGGCUCCUUCCAGCUCACCUUCACCUCCUCCAACACAGCAUACAACUACACCCAGCCAGCUGUCAAUCACUCUGCUGACUUCCUGUUUCCUGCUGUAGACCCCGCCCACCAAGGAAACUACAGAUGUGUUUAUGGCGUCUUUGUUUUUUCUCAUAACUUCUCCUCUGAGAGCCGUCUGCUCUCUCUCACUGUCACAGGUCCAAAAGUUUUCAUCAUCAGACUGGUCGUCGUCCUGCUGGUGGCUCUGCUGUUGGUCGUCAUUAUCAUCUAUUUCAUCCUGAAGGCCAGCAGGGGGCAGAAGUCAGACCCACAGGAGGACAUUGAGCUGAGUUGUUAUAAUCGUGGUGUUUCCAGAGCUGAAGGAGAGCCGGCUGAAGAGGAAGGAGCUCAGGGAGCAGAGUAGGACCUCUGAGGACAAACACAAACACUCUGAAGAAGAAAAUCAUCACCAGCACCAACGCUCCAAAACAGGAAGUAGUGAGACCUUUAUUAAGCCCACUAGAAGAAGAGCAGAGAGGAGAUCUGAUUGGACCAUUUGUAACAUAAUUAUCUGUAUAUAAUUAUAUUUAGUCAUUAAUCUCUCUCAUGUGAACAGCUGUAACUUUUAACUUACAGAUUUUCAUGAAUCCAGAGUUUUAUGGUCUCAUCUGGAUAAAUGUUGAGUCAAGAACUCAUUUAAAAAUCAGUCCAGAUGUUUGAUGAGUUUAUAUCUUUUUUUACUUCACUGCCUUUUAUAGACUAUAUACUUAUUAU
Scomber scombrus (Atlantic mackerel) is the source of this 1062-nucleotide messenger RNA. RefSeq lists its product as uncharacterized. Bases 11 to 712 code for a protein of 233 amino acids. NCBI's taxonomy places the organism in Eukaryota, Metazoa, Chordata, Actinopteri, Scombriformes, Scombridae. The transcript has 4 exons. The record is from RefSeq and is a predicted model, not a curated record.